Molecule: messenger RNA, 1002 nt
Organism: Anisakis simplex (herring worm)
Lineage: Eukaryota; Metazoa; Nematoda; Chromadorea; Rhabditida; Anisakidae
Source: the annotation of a GenBank genome assembly
UUGCCGGUAUCUAAACCGUACUCGACAAAAAUGAGCGCGGGACCAGGCUUCGUCGGCAUAAAGUUUUGCCCAGAGUGCAAUAACAUGUUGUAUCCAAAAGAAGACAAAGAAAAUCGACAGCUGUUGUAUGCAUGCCGUAAUUGUGAUCACAAGCAGGUUUCCGAGAAUCCAUGCAUAUACGUUAACAAACUUAUGCAUGAAAUCGAUGAAUUAACGCAAAUUGUUGCUGAUGUCAUCCAUGACCCGACGCUACCGAAAACUGAAGAUCAUCCCUGUCCCAGCUGUGGCUAUCGAGAAGCUGUCUUUUUUCAAGCGCAGUCUCGGAGAGCUGAGGUCGGUGCAGUUAUUUCAUGUUCCAUUGUGAUAUUAAUGAUAGUGAUAGUUGUAAUGGUAAUAAUGACACCAGCGAGAGGAGAUGAGAUUGUACUAUGUGUGUAUGAACCCGUCGUGCACGAAUCGAUGGACGGAUUGAAGAAAUAUGAUUUGGAGUUAUGGAAAAUGCAUUCGUUGAUCGCGAGUAGUGUUGAUCAUCACGAUUUCAUUACGCGUUAUAAGAACGAAGCAAUCGUGAGGAAGCAAUUUGAUUUGGGGUUGGCUUUCAGAGAGAGUGAAGAGAGAAUGCUAAAGCCGAAAGCUUUAACGCAUGUUCUGGGCCAGGUGAAUACGGGAGAUGCGAAAGGUGCACUGCUUUUGAAUCGUGAGGGACUUCUUCUGGCCUACAGCGGUUAUGAGAGUGUGGAUUCAAGUAGCGCCAAUGCUACUGUAUCUGCUGCACUCCUGUCGAAUAUAUGGGAUACUUUCGAAAGACAAGGAAUUCGUGAAGAUCUCAACGAAAUGAUAUUGGAAUGUGAAGAUGGUGUGAUAGCAAUCACGAAGGUGGCCAGUAUGCUGUUGGCCAUAAAAGCGAAUAGUUCAGUUCCGAUGGGACUUCUGAGUGCUAAACUCAAGGCACUGGCCGAUUAUUUGUAUACACCACUGACUGUUGUAUCGUCGAAAGACUGA